GAGCGCGGGGGAGCGCGGCGGCGCCUCCUCCGCCAGCAAACUCCAGGGUUCGGCUGGGCUUGCAGCCACCUCUUCCUUAGCCAGGAGAAACCCUCUCCGAAUAGGUUUCACCCUGACUUUUUUCCACCCAUUUCUUUCUUUUUCCUCUUCUUUUAAAUUUUGUUUUUUUCUCCCCUGGUUUGGACCUCAGACUGCUGCAGCCUGAGCCUUCCGAGGGCUCAGCUCUUUGGGGCUUUCCAUCCCGCCCGGCUGCGAGAAAGGAGGCGCGUCCGGCGUCGGUAGAAGAAAAGAAGAACAACUUGUCGGAGAGGUUUCGCCAGUCCACAUUAACCCCUCCCGCAAACCCAAACCUCCCUCUGGGGUCAUCCCAAGACUGAGGAAAGUUCCUUCAGUGCAGACUGCUCUCUUGGAUUUGAAGGAGGCACCCGCGCUGGCUGUGGAAUUAGAUCUAUUUUGAACCCAGUGGAGCGCAUCGCGGGGGCUCUGAAGGCACCCGGGUGGCGCUGCCUGGGAGAAAGCGAGAGUUUGCGAACCCCGCUUGCAAGUGGUCUUUCCUCCCCGCGAGUGUUGUCUUGUGUCUGGGGUGAGGGCUGCGAGUGUUUUGGCGAGUUGCGAAGAGAGACCCGGAGGUCCGGAGAGGACUGCGCUCCCCCUUGUACUCCCUUCCUUCUCCUGGUUGCAGGGUGUGAAAUCCCAGCGAAAUACACAGAGGCCUCCUGGUACUGCCAAGACCUGUCCGCAGCGUUAAGCCCUGCCAGCCCAUUCCUACUGGGAGCCCAGGGCGCUAGGGAAGGACUGGCGGGCAGGAGGAGGGUGGUCGCGGCGGCGGCAUGGCGAGGUUCCCGAGGGCCGACCUGGCCGCUGCAGGAGUUGUGUUACUUUGCCACUUUUUAAUGGACCGGUUUCAGUUCGCUGAAGGGGAGCCUGGAAACCAAAUCGAUGACUGGCAAUAUCAAGUUCCUCAGGCCUUCCCGAAAGUAGAAGAGGAGAUAGAAGUAGACACGUAUGCAUUCAGCCACCGGUGGAAAAGGAACACAGAUUCCCUCAAGGCAGUGGACACGAACCGAGCGAGCAUGGGCCAAGACUCCCCAGAGCCCAGGAGCUUCACAGACCUGCUACUGGAUGAUGGACAGGACAACACUACCCAGAUCGAGGAGGACACAGAUCACAAUUACUAUAUAUCUCGGAUAUAUGGUCCGUCUGAUUCCGCCAGCCGGGAUUUGUGGGUGAACAUAGACCAAAUGGAAAAGGACAAAGUGAAGAUUCAUGGAAUACUCUCCAAUACUCAUCGGCAAGCUGCAAGAGUGAAUCUGUCCUUCGAUUUUCCAUUUUAUGGCCAUUUUCUACGUGAAAUCACUGUGGCAACUGGGGGUUUCAUAUACACUGGAGAAGUUGUGCACCGGAUGCUGACAGCGACACAGUACAUAGCACCUUUAAUGGCAAAUUUCGAUCCCAGUGUCUCCAGAAAUUCAACAGUCAGAUAUUUUGAUAAUGGUACAGCACUUGUUGUCCAGUGGGACCACGUACAUCUGCAGGAUAAUUACAACCUGGGAAGCUUCACAUUCCAGGCAACCCUCCUCAUAGAUGGACGCAUCAUCUUUGGAUACAAAGAAAUUCCUGUCUUGGUCACACAGAUAAGUUCAACCAAUCACCCAGUGAAAGUGGGGCUGUCUGAUGCAUUUGUCGUUGUCCACAGGAUCCAACAAAUUCCAAAUAUUCGAAGAAGAACAAUUUAUGAAUACCACCGAGUAGAGUUACAAAUGUCAAAAAUUACCAACAUUUCAGCUGUGGAGAUGACCCCAUUACCUACGUGUCUCCAGUUUAAUGGCUGUGGCCCCUGUGUAUCCUCUCAGAUUGGCUUCAACUGCAGUUGGUGUAGUAAACUUCAAAGAUGUUCCAGUGGAUUUGAUCGUCAUCGCCAAGACUGGGUGGACAGUGGAUGUCCUGAAGAGUCAAAAGAGAAGAUGUGUGAGAAUACAGAGCCAGUGGAAAGUUCUUCUCAGUCCACAACAACCAUGCGAGUGACUACCACACAAUUCAGGGUCCUGACGACCACCCGGAGAGCUGCCACCUCCCAGCUGCCCACCAGCCUGCCCACUGAAGAUGAUACCAAGAUAGCACUACAUCUAAAAGAUAAUGGAGCUUCCACAGAUGACAGUGCAGCCGAGAAGAAAGGGGGGACCCUGCAUGCUGGCCUCAUUGUCGGAAUUCUCAUCCUGGUCCUCAUUGUAGCAGCAGCCAUUCUUGUGACAGUCUACAUGUAUCACCAUCCAACAUCAGCAGCCAGCAUCUUCUUUAUCGAGAGACGCCCAAGCAGAUGGCCUGCAAUGAAGUUUCGAAGAGGUUCUGGCCAUCCUGCCUAUGCAGAAGUUGAACCAGUGGGAGAGAAGGAAGGUUUUAUUGUAUCAGAGCAGUGCUAAGAUUUUUAGGACAGAACAGCACCAGUGCUGGCUUACAGGUGUUAAGACUAAAAUUUUGUCUAUACCAUAAAGAUACACACACACACACACACACACACACACACACACACACACACACACACACACACACACAAGGCCUAAGCUGCUGUAGCCUGAAGAAAAUAAAAUUUUUGGACAAGCCCAGCCCAGGAAGGGUAUAAGUAAGACUAAAACUUAUAUGAGAUACUACUUCCCACUGAACAUAGAAUUCCCUAGUGGGAUGGCAUCUAUAGUUCACUCAGAACAUCUACUGUGAACUUAACAGAAAUAUAACAAGAUUACAAUGCUGUUGGCUUAGGUGCAGGGUUGCAAAGAGAUUGAGAAAAAAUACUAACAAAACUUUAGUUCACAAGGGAUCUGCACCUUUGGUUCAAAUAUUCUUCUCUGAUAUCUCAAAGGUAACUGUGUUCCAAAGCCUGAACCCUUUCACUCAAAAGAGCAAUGAUGAAUGUUUCAAGACUGCUGAGAAAAAUAGCUCAUGCAGGAGCAAAAACAAACAAAAAAUAAGAGAUUUUCUAACUUUUCAUCAGACGUGUGGCCAAAGGAUUGUGGUUUUCUGGUCUAGAUCCACCUGUUCCAACUAAUUCAUUACUUUAUAGGAUGAAUCUUUUAUCUGCACAGGAGGUUUAAACUAUGCUUCCCACUUUCUUGUUAAUGAAUGCCCUUUCUAUGAUCUGUAACAGAAUUUUCAAACUUUUAGCUAAGGAUUAGGAAAGAGGGAGUAGCACAUGAGGCUUUCCAUUCUCACUCCUCAGAAUAAAACUCCUGAUUUGUUUUAUGAAGCAUGAAGUCUUAUGAAGCCACAGUUGCUCUUGGCUGAAGGAAACAAAAGGAUGAAUAGUUCCUUAAUCAUUUUUGAAACAAAAAUAUUAAGGGAUUCUAAGUAUAUGGGUAUUUUUUUUACUUUUUGCCAUUUCAGUACGAAAGGCCCAUUUUAUUGUCAAUUCCUUUCUAAGAAGCCAUUCAAGUCAGCAUAUCCCUGGUGAUAAAAGGAAUGAAAGAACCCUGCUGAAUCAUACAGUAAUUUUCUUUAAAGCACAUAGUAGUUACAUAAAUAUAUAUAUAAAUAUAUUUUUGUUUAUAACUAACACAAGGCAGGCUCUUGUGACUCUAAGAGUGCAUUUUGUCAUCAAGACAAAACAAAUGCAAGGUGCAUUACUGCAUACUUUACCAUAGAGUUGUAAAAUAAUCCUUAAUAUUAGAAUAUUUUUAUGUCACUUAGCAAAAGUGGUUCAAUUGAUUGAAGUGCCGAUCAUUUUCCUGCCUAUUUGAGCCACCCUUUUGUUCAUAUCAACACCUUCUCUCCUUGGCUCAAUACAGCAGAUGCCAAAAGCUCCUUCAACAGAGCUCUCAUUUGCCCUGUAAUGAAAAUCCAGAUUUUGAAAUUUCGCCCUGAACGAAGAUAGAUCCACUAGUUUGAGGAGGAAAGUGGGUAAUAUAUAUAUACCGAGCUCCUAAAGUUUAAAAUUCAGGUACUAUGUGUACAAUUUCAUCAACAUCUUAACCCAUGAAACUUACAUCCUGUGCCAAGAAGCUGUUGGUUUUUGUAGGGUACAGUGUCUACCAUUUGCAGAUUCGGGUACUAAGAAGCAGAGAUGUCUUAAACAGCACUUUACUAACAGCUUAGCAUCUGUACACAGUGUCUACAUUGAAUGACAUCAGUUCACUAACAGUAUCAUAUUUAUAUUCACAAUUACCUAACAAACUAGUACCAUUUUCCAUCACAUAUAUUUUGCUUUACAUUUUUAAGUAACUGAUGAGGGUGGUGAUUUUUUCCUAAUCUACUUAGUUAAUAAUUGCAAAAAAAAAUGUCAAGCAAGGUGAUUAAAGGAUGUGAUGACAAUCUCUCUGCCAUAGCUUUGUUCCGUUUAUAUGAAAUAUCCCAACUUGUUUUUUGUGGAGUAGGUAUGAUCAGAUAGGGAUAACCAAACGACUUGCCAAUGUAACUGGUGCAACUGGUAUUCUACAAAGACAUAAGGGACACAUAGACAAUUCCUUUUAGGAUAAGAUGAUGCUUCUUUCACUAGCUUUUGUGGUAGGUAUGGCUUCUAAUAGCAGUUGAUUGACAGUUAUAUAAAUCCUGCCUAUGUAUCCAACUUCUUACACAAUUCUUUCAAGUAGUAAUGUUAUCUUUAUACCCUCCCAUCUUCCACUUUUGAUUCAAAAGAAUUGGGAAUUUUGUAGGAAAAUAAAAACCUCUGAAUUGUUCAGUAAACUAAAGCACCAAGUAAUGGGGACAACUUUCUGGAAGGAAAAGAGCUGCUCAUGUGUGGGAAAGCUUCCUAACAGAACUAGGAGUUAAGGGUGGUAAGACGUUUCUAUUGUACAUGAAUCUUUUGUAUAAGAAUCUUUCAGUGGUGAGGGGAAAGGCUGACUGAAUACCUUUUUUCAUGAAACUUUCAUUUUAUUUUAUACAUCUCUGUUUUGUGCUUGGUGCCCAUUUAUUGAAAAAGAAGAGCAAUAUACACAAAGUUUCUGGGAAUUCAGAAUAGACGCUGAUGCUUUGAACUUUACAUAUAUUAUGUAUUAGAAAGAGCACAUCUGUACAUUGCUUAAUAAACUAUGAACAUAGAGAAAGAAUAACAAUUUUAAAAAUUGAGAAUAGCAAGGUAACACAUAAACUUCUGGAGAAAUCAGGUAAAUUGUGCUAUACGGGAAGUUACUUCAUCUUAAUUAUUUGUAAAAAUUAUAUCCAAUAAUUAGAUAGAGGUUCAAAGCCAAGAAAAAUAUCUUAAGCAAACCAGAUAUCUAUGACCCCAGUGUUGGUUUGUUUAUGAGGGAUUUGAACUGCAGAAUAUACUAAUUAAUAAAAAACUAAAGAUAAACAAUAACCUACAAUUUACCCCCAAUUAUUAUUUUAGUUUGAGAUACACAGGGCAUUUGCUAAUCUGUCACAUGCAGCUUCUAGAGCUAAGGUGUCCAAUAUUAUAUCCACUAGCUAAAUGUGGUUAUUUAACUCUAAAUUAAUUAACAUAAAUAAAACUCAGUUUUUCAGUCACACUAGCCACAUCCAAGCGCCGAGUAGCCACAUGUGACUUGUGGCUACUAUAUUGGACAACAUGGAACAUUCCCAUCAUCACAGAAAAUUUUACUAAAUACUAAUAUGGAGCUCUUUCAUUUCAUUUCCCUCCCCUUGAAGAAAAAGGAAAAGGUGAAAAAAAGAGAAGAUUUAAUAGUUGUUGUCUAUAUCUAAGAAUUUUGAUCUCAGAGAGGCGUGAUGGAAUAAUGAAAAAAAAAAAAGACCGCUGGCCCAGCUUUGGGUUGCCAUUGUUAUUCUGACAAACUCACUUUAGCCUCCACUCGUCGCAGUUUGCAGUUUGGGAAAAUAAAAACAUUUUUACCCUAUAGUCCCUUCAAGAUUAUUGUUAUGCAUAUUGACUAAAUGUACAGAUGCACUGACGUUUAAAACCUUCUGUCAGUGCGACCCAAAUAAAACACAGCUACGGGUGCAGUACCAGCACACAUUUGCAUCCGUGUGGAACGGUGGAAAAAGCCCACCAAUCCACAAAGCAUUCAAAGACAAUCACAUCAGUACAUUUCCUGAGAAAAUGCCAAAAGAGAAUACAUUCAAAUCAAAAAGCAAAAUUGCUUAAAUUUCUGUUUUCUCAUCUCAAUAUUUUGUUUUACUAUUUCCUCUGCAUGACAUCUCUCCCAGCUAUCUGUCCUCUCCUGCACCAGAGCCCUCUGUGUUCACCCUGCAGCUGGCUCAGCUCUUCAUUACGUAGUUGCUUUGCCCCUCUACCUUCUUCCCAUUUCCCAGUUUAUUCUUCACAGCAAAGGGAGGCCCAGAAGCUGACCAGCUGGCUUCUCUUUGGAAGGAAAUACCUCAAACACAAACGUUUAAAUAUUUAUUUUAUCCCUAUAACACAAAGAUAAGGGGCUGUUACAUUAAAAUAUAAUUGCGCGGAACUUACUUUUAAUUGUAAAAAACUUGCAAAUGAAUACUAUAUAAAAGGAAUAAAAUUAAUUUAAAUUAUGCUAAUAUACAGAUAAUAUAUAUUCUUGGAUUAGUAUAAUUUAUUGUUUUGGAAAAAAAACUUGUUAUUUCCUCAUUCUAAAAAAGAAUAUAAAUUUUGGUGAAGCCCCUAGGGUCUAUUGUAUAUUUGAGGAAAAUUUUGCCAGAAGCCAUGUUGUGGUUCAAGACAGUUCUGUUCCAUGAUAAGGAAUGAAUAUUCAAAUAAGGCUAACUGGGAAAUUAGAUCCUGUGGUUAUGAUUUCUUCCUCCUGUGAAAUGUUAUUUCGCUUUGCAUUUCAUCAGAUAUUUUUCAAGUAUUUUAUUACAAUGUGCUCAACUAAUUCUAAAAGAUUGUUCUUGCUUUUCCUUUCUCAUCGCUACCCCUACUCUUGGCUUCAGCAUCUAUGUGCCAGAAUCGUGGGAGGUCAUCUAAUUCAACUUCUUCGUUUCACAGGUCAGAAAAUUGAGGCCUGGUGAGAAAAGUAAUUUUCCCAUUGUCUGAACUAGGCCUUGAGCUUGAAACUCGUGUCAGGUUAUUUCUGUUCUAAUUCUCCUUGCCUACACCCCUUUGUCAGCACGUGAGGCCAACCAAGCAGCUCAGCAGGCACCGUCCCUCUAAGAGUCAGCUUUGUCUGCUAUAUGAUUGUCUACUUGUUCUGCAGAACAGCAGGCCAAUCUUGUGUCACGUUGCUCUCUCAAGAAUGGUGCCAUUUUUAUAAUCACCAGUGAUUUCAAGUUCUACCUAUUACAGGGUCUUUAUUUGGGUUUUCAGGUUCCAUUCCCCGCCUCGUACCUGUGACUGUCUAAGUUAACAAUGCUAUUUCUCUUUUGCCAUUUAAAAAUUUUCUGCCUUUGUUUCAUUUCUUCCCCAAUGUACCUGAAAAUGAAUAAUCUUUAUAGCAGGUUUCUUGCCAUUUAUAUAAUCAAAAUUUUUAUUUACAUUUUAAACUGCCUGAACUUUAUUGCCCUAAGAAGGUUUUGUUAAGCAAAUAUGAGCUCUGUGGGAUUACCUGUUACAUAUACACUAAUAUUCCAUUGUGUUUGUAAAGCACUUUACAUUUUACAGAGCACUUUGAUUCAUUCCUGUAUUUGUUCAUUCAUUCAACCACUCAAUCAACGUAAAUAUUUAUUGAGCACCUACAGGAACCAAGCUCCUGUACUAGAUCUUGUGGUAUAUGAGUAUAAUAAUAAAUACAAAUAGUGAGAGAUCAGGCAUGUCACUGAUAAUUGUAUGGUGAAACCCUCAAACACAAUUCGGCAAGUAGGUGCGAUCAAUAUUAUUACUCUAUCCAAUUUCCAAUUCCAGUUUUCUAUUCUCCUUAGAUAAGGAAUUAUCAAGAAUUUGCCUGAAGAAUGUUUCUGAAAUAUGGUACAUCGAUGCAUGCACAUCUGUGUUAUUUGCUGUAUUUCAAAUGAUCUGUUAAUUUCAUUGAUGAGAAAAGUUGCUUAUUCAAAGUUGUCCCAGACUCAGGAGGACUUUUCAGGCCACUUGAAUUCUUUCUGACUAAAUAUAAUAGUUCACUUUCUUGCACCAAUAUUUCUGUUGUGCCUUUGUGAAUUAUUAACAUUAUAUUUUUAAGGUAUUCCAGAAGCACCAGUGUAUGAAAGAAGCAUUUGCACUUUAGGUGUGUAUGGCUGUUUGUCAUUUGUUAGACUGUCUCAGGUGUUCUCAACCUCAGCACUACUGACAUUUUGGGACCCAUUAUUCUUUGUUGGGGAGUGGGGGUACAAGUUGUCCUGUGUGUUUGGCUCUUUGCAGGCUUCUAUUAAUUCUGUUAAUUGUAUGCCAGGAGCUCUGUCUCCUCGUCUUCUCUCUCUUCCCCCGACCCCUACUCUCUCUCUCUCUCUCUCUCUCUCUCUCUCUCACACACACACACACACACACACACACACACACACACACACAAAAUCUAGUUGUCACAACUAAUUUGCCCUAGGAUGGGAUUCAGAAAUCUACUGGAUCAGCUAGUGAGCUUAAUUUUUAUCAUAGAUAGGUUUUUAUUUACAAUAAGACGCAGAAUCAUAAACUCAUUGCAUUAGAAGGGAGUAAAAAGUCACUAAUUCAGCCACAGUCCAACAUCAUCCUUAUCUAUUUCUCCAUCUCUUGGUUUUACAAAUUUAUUGAGAGAAGAUGGGAAAAUUGGUUAUCUCUGAAAACUUAGGAAUUGACUUUUGGGAAGCUAGAGAUGAGGCUGUUUGGCAGUUAGGUUUGCUGCUGUAAUAGCUGCUGCAGUGAUUUUUGCUUCAGUUUGUGGACUUGGUGUCACAAAACUCCAGUGUCUCAGAGAAUUUGCUUUAGAGAGUUUUCUUCUGGUCACUGCACACAUCUACAAAUCUUGUUCCUUCAUCUUUACCUUCAAAAUGUGCAGAGAAGUUGAAGUUUGGUGCUUCUAAUUUUAAGUAUAUUUGGUGAGCUUUCUAUUUCUGAUACUGAUUUUUUAUUGUCUCUCUGUGCAGAGAAAAAAAAACAAAAAACCUUUUCACUACCCCAAGUAGUUGACAAUUGGAAGUUUCAGAUCAAGCCAAAGUUCCUACUGAUUUGAUGUGCCUUAUGUCAGUUUUCCUGUAGGUUAGUGAUUUCCUAUGGAUAACCCUGAAUCCAUCCGUUUGUACUUGUGUCUUUUCUAUACCAAUUAAAAUACUUCGUAAAGUUAUACAAAGCCUGCCUCUUAAGAAUAUUCCCACUAAUAACAACAACUCCCCAAAUGGACUAUCAAGUCUCCCUUUAUUCCUUUGUUAAAAGAUCAACCCAGACUUUGAAAGUAGUCAUAAUUAUUGACAACAAGUCACUAGUAUGGGUACACAAUUGAAAGCCUUGAUUACAAAGUCAAAGGGUAUAGAAUGUGUCAAGCACACCCAGAAUGAGCUCUCAUAAGACAAUCAUGGAAACCAGAAAACCAUAACUUAGAGAGCCUCAAGUGUGUAUAUAAUUUUCUAUUCUGCUGCUGUCAUAUCAGACUAUAUGAUAUUACUUAACAUUUUGAUUAAGCAGAUAUUCAAUUUCAACUUAAAUUGUAAUACAAUUGCCUAAUUAUUGCCUCACAUAACACUUAAACCAUUUAGUGCCCACUGUUCUCACAAUGAUUAUUACAAGAAGUAAGAUGAUAAUUAUGAGAAUAAAGUUAUAUAAUUUCUUCACUCAUUUCUCCAUAGAAGUUUAUGGAAUACAUCAUCAUUUGCUUCUUAAUGUUAAUUCUUGUUAAUUCCAGAUCAUUGUUCACACUGUAAGAUUCUAUGUUACUUUAAAUCCAGAAUAAAAGGCUGGAAAAAAUAAUGCAAAUCCUAUGCUGGUACUCAUCAUUUUCUAAUUUCUAAGAUUUAUUAACACCUGAGAAUUACUAAAAAAAAACAAUCUCUCCUAACAAAACACAGUAAAAAUUUUGGCGUGGCAGAUAGCGACGUGUUCAUUUUUAAACACAGCCUCUCUUUUCCUAAGCAUUACAAAAAUAUAUAUUUAUAUCACUCAUCAUGAAGCUAUAAGCCUUUUGUGUCUAUGGAAUAGACACAUAGCAUGAAACUAAUUUUAGAAGUUUGCUAUGUGAGGAAAGAUAUAAAAAUAAGAGUGGGUGGAUGGGGAUGAUUCACAGAAAAAAUAAAGAUCAAAAUAUGGUAUCAGGCAGAGUUUUCAACUUCUUCACAGUAAUGUGCAAAUAAAUAUUCAAUUAGGGUCAUCUCAAAUUUAGGUCAUUCAGCUACUGGAGCACAGACCCUGCAAGCUAUGCUAGAAACACGUAAUAUACGGAAAGUAAAGGAUGCCCCCAAACCCACCUCUACCUCUACGGUGCCAAUCCCAAAUCACUGAGGCCUUUGCUGCAGGGACCUGGGUUGCUUACGGUCAGGUAGUGACCAAAAAGAGACUUCCCAUUUAUCUUCCUCUGACUUAUAGACCAUGAUCUUUUGUUUCCUUAUACCAGAGACCAUGUGGAAGCCCUAAUACACAGGCAAUAAUAAAAAUAAAAAAUUUUUUCUUAAAAAUAAUUUUUUUGAGCAAAAGAUAAAGCACACUUUUAACUAGGGCCCCACAGCAGGAUCUCUGUGAAGUUCGACCGUCUCAGGACCUUGGCUCCAGGACUGUUGCGUAGGCGUAGCCGUGAGAUUUUUGUGGUCAUUUUAAAGGUGUUUAAACAAAAACAUUCUCGGAUUGUCGUAUCUGUAGCAGGGCGAUAAAACCUCAAAGUUAGUGUCCUCCAUCAGGCUACUCAGAAAAUACCAUUAAGUGAAAUCAGAGCUUCCCUUGCUAAGAAACGUUAAAAUCAUUUUAGGGAAAUAAAUUAAGUUUCUUUGGACAGACCUUUUGUGUAUAUUAUAACUAAAUCUUGGGGCCCUAGCUGAGAGGGGAAAGUCUUUCAUAAGUUAGUCAAAACACAUCUUUCAUUUGCCUCAUUUGAGGCAUUUGGACAGUGCCUGGGAAGUGCACUGUUUUCAGAGGGAAAAAGAGACAGCCUUUUUUGCAUGCCAGCUGGGAUCAUGGGAACUCCCAGUGCCAGGAAUUUACUACUGUUUCUGGUAACUCUCUGCUUGUAGUAAUUUGAAAUGUUGAAGUGUGAAAGGAGAAGCUGGGCACCCAGGGGCUGUCUGUGUUUUAUGCCAGUUGCACCAGCGCACAGAAUAUUUGUAAAUGCAUUUCGAAGUGGUUAUAAUUGUAGCCUUUGUCAGAAUCACAAAGCCCACUGUCGUGCUGCUGAGAGAGAACACUGCAGGGAAAUCUGACCCUCUCAACCCAGGCAACCUCAAACAAGGUGGGGAGGACUGUGUGGGUGAGCACAGCACACUGCAAGUUUGUUUCUCACUCUUUUCCAAAGUAUAGUCUGUCCAUCAAAUCAAGGACGUGUCUUUCAGGCAAAGGUUAAUUUUGCAGAAGUUUUCCAAGAUUUCCUUUACGACAGGGCUUGGAAAACCGAGAAUUUUGCAUUUACUCCAGUCCUCUGGGCAUCAUUUCUCUUUCCUUUGCCGUGUUAACGAGACAUUCUGAGGCUGCAUUCUUUCAUGAAGAGAAUAACAUAUGCAUUCUCCAUGAUGACCUCAUGCUUGAUGUACCUGAACCUGCAAAUGUAAAAAUGAUUGUAUCUGAAUUUGCACUAAUGGUUUCUGAUAGCAGAAGAGGUAUAAUCCUUACUGAUAUCUACUGUUUAAAUUCAGUAAUUCAGAUGCUACAUACUUCUGCAAUCUUCUUGAUUCUUUUCACUGUAAGAAUCAUUAUCUAAGUUUGAAUGUAUUUCCUUACAGCCCGUUAAUUUGCCCUCUCUCUUUUACCUGGAGAUCCUAUGAUUGCAAUAAUUCAUUAAAGUUUUCCUCACACAGCUUCUUAAGCCCAGUUUUCCCAUAAGUCUUCUGAUUCUGCUCACAGUAUAUGGGAAAUCUUUUCUUUUUUUUUCCCUGGUAAUGAUUUUGUAAGAAAGCCAGUGUAUCUACCGACUGCCAUGGUGACAUGAUGCAUCUUUAAAGGUCUGGAAGCGGGUGGGGACCCAAUGUUACCUGUGUUCUCUGUGUCGAAUGCUAUUUUCAGAAUUAAAUCCUUUUUUUUUUUCUCACUUUUGGUUGAAGUCAACAAAUUUGGGAUUUUAGAAGGCGGAGAAGGGAACAAUUUGUGUAAUACUGCUGUCAUAUUUAACUACAUAUUAAAAACAAUAAAUGAUCAUUU
Molecule: messenger RNA, 12055 nt
Organism: Pteronotus mesoamericanus
Lineage: Eukaryota; Metazoa; Chordata; Mammalia; Chiroptera; Mormoopidae
Gene: PLXDC2
Product: plexin domain containing 2
Exons: 14
Coding region: 831-2420 (529 amino acids)
Source: RefSeq, a predicted model, not a curated record